This is a messenger RNA of Orycteropus afer afer, 3421 nucleotides long. It is a transcript of the gene NUMB, whose product is annotated as NUMB endocytic adaptor protein. NCBI's taxonomy places the organism in Eukaryota, Metazoa, Chordata, Mammalia, Tubulidentata, Orycteropodidae. Gene Ontology annotation, molecular function: cadherin binding. The record is from RefSeq and is a predicted model, not a curated record.
AUGAGGAAACUGAGGCUUGGCGAAGUUACGAAACUUGUCCAAAGUCAUACAGCUUUUAAAGGGGACAGCCAAGAUUCAGAGCCAGAUUGUGAAAAUUAAAAUGAACAAACUACGGCAAAGUUUUAGGAGAAAGAAAGAUGUUUAUGUUCCAGAGGCCAGUCGUCCACAUCAAUGGCAGACAGAUGAAGAAGGAGUUCGAACUGGAAAAUGUAGCUUCCCAGUUAAGUACCUUGGCCAUGUAGAAGUUGAUGAAUCAAGAGGAAUGCACAUCUGUGAAGAUGCCGUAAAAAGAUUGAAAGCUGAAAGGAAGUUCUUCAAAGGCUUCUUUGGAAAAACUGGAAAGAAAGCAGUCAAAGCAGUCCUAUGGGUAUCAGCAGAUGGACUCAGAGUUGUGGAUGAAAAAACAAAGGACCUCAUAGUUGACCAGACCAUAGAAAAAGUUUCUUUCUGUGCCCCAGAUAGGAACUUUGAUAGAGCCUUCUCUUACAUAUGUCGUGAUGGCACCACUCGGCGCUGGAUCUGUCAUUGCUUCAUGGCUGUCAAGGACACAGGUGAGAGGCUGAGCCAUGCUGUCGGCUGUGCUUUUGCAGCCUGCUUAGAACGAAAGCAGAAGCGGGAGAAGGAGUGUGGAGUGACUGCUACGUUCGAUGCUAGCCGGACCACUUUUACACGAGAAGGGUCAUUCCGUGUCACAACAGCCACCGAACAAGCAGAAAGAGAGGAAAUCAUGAAACAAAUCCAAGAUGCCAAGAAAGCUGAAACAGAUAAGGCAGUUGGCGGUUCAUCAGUGGCCCCUGGCAACACUGCCCCAUCUCCAGCCUCUCCUACCUCUCCCACUUUGGAUGCCACUGCCUCUCUGGAGAUGAGCAAUCCUCAUGCCAUCCCACGUCGGCACGCACCGAUUGAACAGCUUGCCCGCCAAGGCUCUUUCCGAGGAUUUCCUGCUCUUAGCCAGAAGAUGUCACCCUUUAAACGCCAGCUAUCCCUGCGCAUUAAUGAGUUGCCUUCCACUAUGCAGAGGAAGACUGAUUUCCCCAUCAAAAAUGCAGUGCCAGAGGUGGAAGCAGAAGCAGAGAGCAUCAGCUCCCUGUGCUCGCAGAUCACCAGCGCCUUCAGCACACCCUCUGAGGAUCCUUUCUCAUCCGCUCCAAUGACCAAGCCAGUGACAGUGGGGGCACCACAGUCUCCUGCCUUUCAGGCUAAUGGCACUGAUUCUGCCUUCCAUGUACUUGCUAAGCCAGCCCAUACUGCUCUAGCACCUGUAGCAAUGCCUGUGCGUGAAACCAACCCUUGGGCCCAUGCCCCUGAUGCUGCUAACAAGGAAAUUGCAGCCACACGUUCGGGGACCGAGUGGGGUCAGUCUUCCGGUGCUGCCUCUCCAGGUCUCUUCCAGGCUGGUCACAGACGCACUCCCUCUGAGGCAGACCGCUGGUUAGAAGAGGUGUCCAAGAACGUCCGGGUUCAGCAGCCCCAGGCCUCAGCUGCCCCACUGCAGCCCGUUCUCCAGCCUCCUCCACCCACUGCCAUCUCCCAGCCAGUACCACCUUUCCAAGGGAAUACAUUCCUCACCUCUCAGCCUGUGCCAGUCGGUGUGGUCCCGCCCCUGCAGCCAGCCUUUGUCCCUGCCCAGACCUACCCUGUGGCCAAUGGGAUGCCCUAUCCAGCCCCUAAGGUGCCUGUGGUGGGCAUCACUCCCUCCCAGAUGGUAGCUAACGUGUUUGGCUCUGCAGGCCAUCCGCAGGCUGUCCACCCCCAUCAGUCACCCAGCCUGGUCAAGCAGCAGACAUUCCCUCAAUACGAGACGAGCAGUGCUACCACCAGUCCUUUCUUUAAGCCUCCUGCUCAGCACCUCAACGGUUCUGCAGCUUUCAAUGGUGUAGACGAUGGCAGGUUGGCCUCAGGAGACAAGCACAUGGAGGUUCCUGCAGGUACCUGCCCUGUGGAUCCUUUCGAAGUGCAGUGGGCUGCGUUAGAAAGCAAGUCUAAGCAGCGUACUAACCCAUCCCCCACCAACCCUUUCUCCAGUGACUUACAGAAGACGUUUGAAAUUGAACUUUAAGCAGUCCUAUGGCUUACAUAUCUUGUUCAUACUUAGGCGAUGGUGGAGGGCUAAGGCACAAAGGGGACUUUGUCUUCCUGAUCAGUAUACUUUUCAUUAAUCCCCAAGGUCACAGGAACAAGUCCAGUCACAGAGUGCAAUGAGGGGUGAUUUUGAAAGAAGUGAGGAAACCCAUUCCUAGAGAAGAGCUGCCUUGCAGUUAGGCUAAAGAAGUCAAGGAAAUGCUGCCUUCUUCCUCCCUCAUCUCCUUACAAGUCUCUGGAAACAGAGAGGCAGAAGUAUAUAAACAGGAAUCUGUAUUCAAAGCACAUUUACUGGAAUAUAAGAUACAACAGGAAGCAAAACGAUCUCCCUUUAUUUUUCAGGCCUCUCACCUGCCUCCUCAGUACUGGCCUAUCUUAGCGAUCAAGGACAGAGAGAGGCUUGUGCUCAGGCUGGGUAAGAAAGGUGGCAGGCUGUGCUGCCGGGAUUCCCAGGAGAGCACAGUAGCAGCUGCCCAGCAGAGCUAUAUUUUGGGGAUAAAGUUGAGCUUCCAUUUUGAGUAACAAAAUAAAUAUUAUAAAUAUAUAUCAAAAAAGCCAAAAUCUUUAUUUUUAUGCAUUUAGAAUAUUUUAAAUAGUUCUCAAUAUUAAGUUGUAUGAGUUGUAAGUAAUCUUGCCAAAGGUUUUUAAAAAAGGGUUAGCUGUAAGAAAUUGUACAUAAGAUUGAUUUAUCAUUGAUGCCUACUGAAGUUAAAAAAAAAAAAAAAAAGAGGAAAGGUUGAAGGUGGCAGACGGGAUCCCUAAGCUUGUUUGGAAUCAUUCACUGUAAGUAGCACAUUGCAGCAACAAUCAUGCUUAGGACCAGUACAGUCACUAGGUUGUAGUUUUGAAUAAAAUGAAAGAGCAGUAUUGUCCUGGUUUUAAACCUAUGAUGAAAUUCAUUCUACUGUCAUUAUUUUAAUGAAAUCAAUCUAAAUAUGCUCUAUAGAGAAUAUGUAUUUUCCUCAUGUUAAUCCUUUACUUUUUUAAACACUAAGAUGACAAUUACAUGAUCACAUCCACAGAAGGGAAUACAGGUUAUUGUGUCAGUUUGUAACGUUGGUCUUAGUUUGGUGGGUUUGGUUUUGUUCAUUAACUUUUGUUUCCCCAAGUUUUGUAGGGAUGGGGAUUCUGGUUUUACUAGCUUUGUGUGUGUUUCCCUCUGUGUCGUUAGCAAAAAAUCCCAUUGCCAGUUGCAGCCACUUGACCUCUGGUAACAACAUGAGAUCCCAUCUCAUUUUUACUUUUAAACGUUGGCCUUACAAUCAAAUGUAAGUUAUAUAUAUUUGUACUGAUGAGAAUUUAUAAUCUGCUUUAACAAAAAUAAAUGUUCGUGGUAGAA